Brettanomyces bruxellensis is the source of this 3720-nucleotide messenger RNA. RefSeq lists its product as uncharacterized. The transcript has a single exon. Gene Ontology annotation, molecular function: protein binding. The record is from RefSeq and is a predicted model, not a curated record. Bases 1 to 3720 code for a protein of 1239 amino acids. Lineage: Eukaryota; Fungi; Ascomycota; Pichiomycetes; Pichiales; Pichiaceae.
AUGAGCAAUAUCAGGAUUGCCUUCGAUAGGUAUCUGGAAUUGCAGUCUGCAAAAAGACAUGCUGAAAUGCUUAGAUGGUGUCUUGACGACGUUCUACCGAACUACACAGCCAGCAGAAUUCAGAAGAAAUCCAUGUUGCUACCAAUGAAUCUUAAGUUAUCAUGCAAAUUGUCCAAUAUUGGUGUGAGAAAUUUUGGAUUGUGGAAGCGGAAGUUUUCUGUUGUAUCGUGCCAGUAUUUUAAUAGUAACUACGACGUACUGGUGAAAAGGGAUACAAAUCGUGAUCAAAUAGUCAAAAUUGCAAAUCAGAAGUUAAUGAACUUCACUUCAAUGCUUAAAAAUAAUGAUAAUACAAAGGAGCAUUAUGAUCUUUCUGAUCUAAUUAUGAAUAUGUUUGAAUGGUUUUAUUCCUAUGGUCUCUUUGAACAUUGUUAUAAGGUUUUAUCCAUCACUCCAAAACCUAGAUUUCGUUGGUUUACCCACACAGAUACUAAAAAAGUAUUGUACGUAAUUGAUAAUUUUGGUACCCAAACAGAUGUUGUUGAAUUAUUCAGGGCAUUUCCAUCUUCAAAGUCGGUAAAGGAUUUAGUGGUCGUUACUAACUUGAGAAAGAAUGAGUUUCUAAAUAUUCUUAUAGGUAUGCUAGAAGACUGUAAGGCAGAUAAUAUUUUGAAAUCCUUUACCAAUAUUCUCCGUCUUUCAAACUCAAGAACAGAUUCUGGAACCUUUAUGAUCACUCUUGUAUUAUCAUACAUUAUCAAAAAUUUUUGCACUAAAGAUCAGGCUCGUGCUCUAGUUAAACGAGUAACCCAAAGUGAUCUGCCAAAAGCAUUUUACUCCGGUCCUCUAAUUUGUGUGAUGUAUGAUUUUAUAUUAGAAGACGAAGGUCUAGAAGAGGCGAUAAAGUGGAUGAAACGGAUUGUGAACAGUCCUGGAGUAACGUAUACUGAUAAAGGUUGGAUUGUUUUUUCUGCAUUGAAGCACGGUGACAAGAGACCACUUUACAGUUUUCUAUUGUGGGCCAGUCUUUUUAAAGAUGUGUCUCUUAAUUAUGAAACAGUUCCAUCGGAGUUACUUAUUUUGAAAAGCAGGUGGUUAUUUUCCCAUAAAUUUGACUUUUCCCAGUUGGAUAAUCUCCGUGUUAGUGAAAAUGAGAUAUCACGUUUAGUUAGCAUUUUAAUUUAUGGUCACACGUUAUGGGGUUCGAAAGAGGAAGCUUUAAAGUUUUAUUCUUAUAAGGAGUCGCAUAUUUUGAAGUUAGAGACUUCUGAUAGAAUUGGAAAAUUAAAAUGUCUUGCCCAUUUGAAGAGGUAUUCUGAAGUACUAGAGUUUCUUGAUGGUUGUAUUGGAGAAGAUGCGAAUGUUAUGAGCUCUGCAAGUUAUGAUGUCGUAUUCUUGUCACUUGCCAAGCUGAGAAAAUGGAACAAACUUAAGGACCAAUUUGAUUCCCUAUAUAAAAAAGAGCAAAUUACGACUUUAAGAGAGUACUCAGUAAUGUUUAUGUCAUUGGCUUCCAGAGGAGCCACAAAAUAUAUCUUGAACUUGUGGGAUACUUUCACAAAAAGAGGAUAUACUCCAAAUGAAACGAUUUUAGCCUCUAUUAUUUUUGGCUUCAUAAAAACAAAAUCAUAUACAAAGGCCUUACAAUGGUUUUCAGCCUAUUCAUAUUAUCAUGUGCCCCUUGGUUUAAAGUCAUAUGGCUUGAUGCUAAACGCUUUGGCCAGCACUAAUGAUUUUGCUUCUUGUUUUCGCUUGUUGGAUGAAAUGUCUUCGAGAAAUUUGAAGUUAACCUCCCUACAAAUGAAGCCAUUACUCAAGCAGUGCGCAUUGCUAGGUGACACCAAGGGGGUUAUUAAGGUUCUUAAAGAAUAUUAUCCGAUGUUUGAUAUUGUUAUAACAAAUAAUGAUAUGAGAUGGAUUAAUUGGUCACAUUAUUAUGGUAAUCGAUUUGGAACUGUGAUUCAGAAUUAUUACAGAAGGCUGAAGAUGCAUUCCGCUAUCGACUAUAAAGACACGGUGCUAGCAUUAGAAUCGGCAAGUAAGUAUAGUGAUCCGUUAAAGUUCUGGAGUCUUUGGAGAAAACUUGAAAGAAAUCAUGAAAUUAUGGGAAUUGAUGCAUACAUUAUCUACAUGAAUUGCUAUGUUCGCCGUUUCGGGCUGUUCAAUAUUGAUAAUGAGUUGGAUAAAAUUCAAGAAGUGGUGAGAUGUAAACACUUUCCGAUAAAAAUUUUCAAUGAAAUGAUAUUUUCGUCAAUUCGGAAAGGACGUCCGGAGUACACACCGUACAUUCUUAAAAUGGCACUCAACAGAGGUUGUAUCCCUUCUUCUAAAACAUAUUCUUUAUUAUUGCAAUCGAAUUGUUCAUCCUACCGUUAUUCCGAAGGGCAUAUCGAAGAAACGAUUCAAUUGUUAAAUGAGGUGUUGCUCAACAGGCGGAAAGACAAAUUAGGGAAGCUCAAUAGGGAUCUCAAUCCGAUGUCCUUUAAACUUGUAAUGAUGCAUAUUUUGAAAUUUAAGGGCGUUGUCACUGCAAGAAAGUAUUUUGAGCUUUAUGUUGAAAGUUCGAAAAACUAUUUGUUGGACAAUAUACACAUUUUGAAUAUAGAGUUGAUGUUGUUGGGCGAGGAAGGUCGAUGGGAAGAGUUCUCUGGAUGUUACGAUAGAUAUAUAUUGUUGCUGAAGAGCAAAAUGAAAUAUGCGAGAUUUCGUUCGAGUUCCACUACAUAUAGCACCAGAGUUAAACAGUUUGGAUAUCCACUUGCCUCUUCCGUUAAUGAAUUUCCCAUCCGAAUCAGUCACAGUCCCUCUUUGAGAAUACCUUCGUCUAUAAAAAAAGCCAUGUUCACGGUCUGGCCAUAUCGAUUACGUCAACUAGAAUAUAUGGAGCAGCUUGAUGACGUGAAUUCCAAUAUUAAACUACUCUACAAAAAUGGAUUUAUGCUUUCCAAUAAUAAUUUAAAUGAUACCGCGCUCCUGAUGAGUAAGCAUUAUGAAUUAAUUGGAGAUACAGUGUUAUUUAUUAACCGGUACCUUUUACCCAAACAUCUGAAGGAAAUACAAUAUAAUUAUUCCAAAAUGAGAUACCGAUUGGGCAAAUUUUCCCGCCAAAGAACACCCUCAAUAUACAUAAAGAAAGAUGUUUUCUUUCAGAUUAUGGAUAAUUUUGAUAAUGCCUUAAGUGCACGUUUAACACCGGCUCAAAAGGAUGAUUUGCUUGAUUCUGUCACAUUCUCUGGUUCCUUCAACAUUUUACAAAGUUUGAGAAAGGUAAUUGCAAGCAGGAAUAGGUUGGUGUUAUUAUCUAAGUUCACAAGAAAAAUAAGAGAGCGGUUCUACAAUAUUAGGCAUCAUUCGUUAAUAAACUGGAAGCGUUAUGAUGCGAAAUUAUUUGUGUUAAAUAUGUUGAAUAAACGAAUUAGGUACAGAUCGAAGGAGUAUUAUUUGAGAGAAAGAAGAAAAGAAAUCAUCAAAGACUUAACUAACGAGAAUGAUGCAGAGACAAUAUCCCAGUUAAGUUUGAAAAAGGAUAAGGUCAGAAAAGAAUUUCUGGAAUUGAAUAGAAAGAAAAGGUCUGUGUUGAACAGUAUCAGGGAAGAGAACUCUGGAUUAAAGAAAUAUAAUGUGGGCGAUUUUAACUUGUAUAAAUUCUCUGCUACUCGGACAAGCAUUGAUCGAACCGAAAAAAGUGAAGAGGUUGGGUCUAAACCGAGAAAUUCAUAG